AUGAAGCAGAAAAAAGAAUUCCACUCAAAUGAAUCAGCUUGGGAAGUUACAGAUUUACUGGCAAAGGAUGCUUCUAUUGGUGAAACCCCUUGUAUUUAUACAUCUUCAUCUGGACUUCGGCAUAUUUUCAUAUCUACUAAGUCUGGAUUUAUGUGUCAAGCAUUAUACAUAAGUCGUUAUGUAGACCGUUUGUUGUACGAAUAUCAUAGUUUAUCUCAGUGUGGUCCCACGAAACCAUCAGAGUUCUGGAUACAUGGCAUUGGUCCCCUCGCUAUAACGAGGACAGCUGAGGUCGCGUUGCAUUUAACUCGCCGGAUGUACCCUGGACAUCUUGAAAUGUCUACAUACACUAGCAGCUGUUCAACUAAGAAACAUAUUAUAUCUCGAGUAGAAAAUGAAGAAGUCCAUGUAAAAGAAGAGCCACAGGUGAAAGGUGCUAUUCACAUUCAAAUACGUCUAAUUCCUACACGCGAUGCUGGACGGCCUUCAUAA
Molecule: messenger RNA, 492 nt
Organism: Trichobilharzia regenti
Lineage: Eukaryota; Metazoa; Platyhelminthes; Trematoda; Strigeidida; Schistosomatidae
Source: the annotation of a GenBank genome assembly